Molecule: messenger RNA, 1856 nt
Organism: Argentina anserina (silverweed cinquefoil)
Lineage: Eukaryota; Viridiplantae; Streptophyta; Magnoliopsida; Rosales; Rosaceae
Product: BTB/POZ domain-containing protein At3g05675
Exons: 3
Coding region: 193-1533 (446 amino acids)
Molecular function (GO): protein binding
Source: RefSeq, a predicted model, not a curated record
CCGCACUCCAUCACUGAGAGAGAGAGAGAGAGAACCGAGAGGCCUAGACACAGACUCAGAGAGGAGGCGAGACUGUGAAUUACCGGGUUGCUUGCUGCUGCGAAAUCAAAUCACCCCAGAAUCCAAUUCUUUUUACGGGAAUAAAGGAUAACAUGAUGUGUUCAUAAUGCGUUUAUAGUGUUUAAUGCUUCAAUGGAGUCUAAUACUUCGACGGAGUCUCCAGGUUGUGAAACAAGGGCUCCUACCAGGAUUGGGGACCGAUCAAAUAGUGAUGUCGUGGUGAGAAUAAGAACACAGGAUACCUGGGAUGAAUGGUUAUAUUGUCACUCCCACAUCCUCAUAGAAAAGAGCAAGUAUUUUGCUGAUCGCCUAUCUGAUAGUUGGCCAACCUGUCAAAUUCUUGACUCACGCAACUGUGUUGAGGUUUACUGCCAGGAUUCAGAUUUUGACUAUCAUGUUAGUGUCCUCCGUCUUCUCUAUGUGUUGAUAGAUGGCUCAGUUGAUGACAUGUGGCAUGGUGUUAAAAAUGCCCUUGGAAUUCUCCAAGUAGCUGUCAAGCUUGAAUGUCCCCAAAUAAUCAGUGCGUGUGUGAAGUAUGUGGAAGCAGUCUCUUGGGAAGAGUCUGAGGAGGAGGAGAUUUUAAAAAUCAUACCACGCAUGGGUCCACAAGCUGAACCUAUUCUUGCCCGCCUCCAACCAGUCACUCAAUCUGCAAUCAUGGGAAUCUUUUUCUCAACCAUCCAGUUUGCCACGUCUUCCCCUCCUCCAAUCAUGAAUGAUCUCAAGACUUCAGCACAGGAGCAGCUUGAGUACAUGCUAACAGAAGAUGAUGAUUCCCCUCUCUUGGCAGCUGAUGAUGAAAUAAAAUCUGAGGUAAAAGAAUGUGUAAAGAGACUAUUUGAUAGAUUUAAUAAUCAAUUGGAAGCUUUGUUAUGUGAAAUGGAAUUAUUUUCUGAUAGGGGAAAGAUACUAUCAUUUCAAUCGCUUUUAUCAGAUUUAUCAUGGGCAUGUCAGAUUUUAACCAAGUUGGAAAUUAUGAGAGAAUUCGUCUGCAACUGGACAGAUGCAUCAGAUAAAAUAGUUAUGGUUGUCAAGCAAGCAAGUCCCACAACUGAGCUAAUUGAGUCUAAGCUGAAGGUUAUUGAGGUUGCAGCAAAGGUUCUAGAGGCCAUAGGUUAUGGCACUGUGAUUUUGCCAACAGCAAAACGGCUUCAUAUGGUCAAUGUAUGGCUUCCUUUUGUGAGGGUUACAAAACCUCUUAUUGAUUCUGUGGUGGCAGCCACUGGUGAUGAAGCUCCAGCAUUUAAAAUGGAUGGUGAACUAUGGCAAUCCUUAGAAUCCACAUUUGUUUCUCUAAUUCUUGCACUGCCAUCCACUGAGCAGGCAGGGAUAUUGACGGAAUGGCUAGGGAAUGAGCAUAUUGAAUAUCCUGACCUUACUGAAGCAUUUGAGGUGUGGUGUUACAGGUCCAAAGUUGCGAAAAGGAGACUAUCAGUGAUAGCUGUGAACCAUGACAAGAUCGAUACACAUUAAGUAAGUAAUCUCUUCUAUUGGCUUUUGCAACCUGUUCAUUUCCUAACUCUUGAACAUCCUUUCCUAAACCAAUAUAUUCGCAAUAUCUAAAGCGGAGAGGGUAUACAUGAAAAUCAGAAUACAUAGCACCUUCUUUAGCUAAGAAGCCUUUUUUUUUACCAGUACCAUCUAUAUUCUGGUUUAGGGUGUCAUGUCAUGUGAUUUUGGGUCCUGUAACUCCUGAUUAAUUGUAAAAAUUGUAAUUGAUGGAUUCUGUAAGUUAGUAGGCAAUGAAAAUUUAAGGUUUUAUUUAUGUACCCCUUUUUAAAUUUGAUCGAGUAUGG